AUGGGCAAGGCUACCACCCCGACCGACCGCCAGUCGCGGAGACACAACCCUUUGCAGGAUGAUAUCCUUGCUACGGGUCCCUUGAAGAACAAGGCGCCCAAGAGAAAGAAGGGCAAGAACUCGGACGAAGAAGACAAUGGCGAAGGCUUCGUCGAUGCGACACGGAGUCGCACCAUUCUCAAGCUAGGCCGAGAGCUUGCCGAGGAGGACGGCUCUGCGAAGCCUCAAGCCGCCGCGAAACCCACUGUCGACCUUUUUGGAAUCGAGUCGAGAUACGGCACCGAUGUUGGCGACGAACAGGCGUACGACGAUGAGGACGCCUGGGGUGAAGAGGACGAAGUUGUUGAGGAGAUCGAGAUCGACCCCGAAGACCUCGAGACAUACCGCAAAUUCUUGCCCGAGGCCGAAGAUGACCCUGCGGCAAUGCUGAACCAGCACGGCUGGGGUAGCAAGGGUCCCGACGACGAGAUGGCUGGCGGUGGCACCAACUUGACGGAACUCAUCCUGGAGAAGAUUGCGGCGCACGAGGCUGCCGAGGCCCGGAAAGCAGCGGGCGUCCCCGUUCGUGAUGAGGAAUAUGAGCUUCCCCCGAAGGUCGUUGAAGUAUACACAAAGGUUGGAUUUAUUCUGUCGCGAUACAAGAGCGGCCCCCUGCCAAAACCCUUCAAAAUUUUGCCGACUCUGCCUCAUUGGGAGGAUAUCAUUGAGGUUACGGAACCCCAAAAGUGGACGCCGAAUGCUGUUUACCAAGCGACGAGGAUCUUUUCUGCUUCGAAGCCCAUCGUCUGCCAGAAGUUCAUGGAGCUUGUUGUCCUCGACAAGGUCCGCGAGGAUAUCUACGAGAAUAAGAAGCUGAAUGUGCACUUGUUCGACGCGCUGAAGAAGAGUCUUUACAAGCCCCGAGCUUUCUUCCUUGGCUUCUUGUUCCCCCUUCUUUCCAGCGGCUGCACAAUCCGUGAGGCGCAAAUUGUUUCCGCUGUGCUCGUCAGAGUGUCAGUGCCAGUACUUCAUUCCGCUGCGGCUUUGAAGGGUAUCACCGAGAUUGCUGCUCAGGAAGCUUCGGCGGGCACCGAGGGCGGUGGUGCGGCCAACAUCUUCAUCAAGGCCCUGCUGGAGAAGAAGUACGCCCUUCCGUACCAGGUCAUCGACUCGCUCGUCUUCCAUUUCCUGCGAUUCAGAAGUGUGGACCCUGCAUCCAUCAAGGAGGGUCAGUCUUUCUCUGGAGACAUGGUCAAGUCGCUGCCCGUUGUCUUCCACCAAAAUCUUCUGGCAUUCGCCCAGAGAUACAGAAACGACUUGAGCGAGGACCAGCGAGAGGCGCUGUUGGACUUGCUGUUGACCCACGGCCACCACUCUAUUGCGCCUGAAAUUAGGCGAGAGUUGCUGGCUGGCAGAGGAAAGGGAGUGGCUGUUGAGCAGCAGAGUGCCGCAUUCGACGGUGAUGAUACGAUGCUCGUGGAUUGA
Messenger RNA from Colletotrichum abscissum, 1464 nucleotides. RefSeq names its product bystin. The record is from RefSeq and is a predicted model, not a curated record. The transcript is spliced from 3 exons. Gene Ontology annotation, molecular function: snoRNA binding. Gene Ontology annotation, cellular component: nucleolus; preribosome, small subunit precursor; cytoplasm. Gene Ontology annotation, biological process: rRNA processing. The coding region runs from base 1 to 1464 and encodes 487 amino acids. NCBI's taxonomy places the organism in Eukaryota, Fungi, Ascomycota, Sordariomycetes, Glomerellales, Glomerellaceae.